Molecule: messenger RNA, 5602 nt
Organism: Etheostoma cragini (Arkansas darter)
Lineage: Eukaryota; Metazoa; Chordata; Actinopteri; Perciformes; Percidae
Gene: map2k7
Product: mitogen-activated protein kinase kinase 7
Exons: 12
Coding region: 77-1396 (439 amino acids)
Biological process (GO): protein phosphorylation
Molecular function (GO): ATP binding; protein kinase activity
Source: RefSeq, a predicted model, not a curated record
UGGUCCAGCCUGCCUGCCAGAGAGGGGAGUCGAGAGCUCUACUGGGAACUAGCUACAUGGUGCUCAAUUUUUCAAGAUGUCGUCGUUGGAGCAGAGGCUGUCGCGAAUCGAGGAGAAACUAAAGCAGGAAAAUGAAGAUGCUCGCCGGCGAAUCGACCUUAACAUCGACAUGAGUCCGCAGCGACCACGUCCGAGGCCAAUCAUCGUGAUCCAGCUCAGUCCUGCUCCAGCCCCUUCCCAGCGUGCAGCGCUCCAACUGCCCCUGGCCAAGGAUGGAGGCAGCCGUUCAUCAUCUUCAGAAAGCUCCCCUCAGCACCACACCUACCCCAGCCGCCCGCGACACAUGCUCACCCUGCCCACGCCUCCAUACAGCUUGCCGAAGAGCUUGGAGAAUGCAGAGAUCGACCAGAAAUUGCAGGAGAUUAUGAAACAGACGGGUUACCUGAAGAUCGAUGGUCAGCGGUAUCCAGCGGAGGUGACAGACCUGAUCAGUGAGGGGGAGAUCGGCAGCGGCACCUGUGGACAGGUCUUCAAGGUGCGAUUCAAGAAGACCGGCCAUGUCAUCGCUGUCAAACAAAUGCGUCGUACAGGAAACAAGGAUGAGAACAAGAGGAUCCUGAUGGACCUGGAUGUGGUACUGAAGAGUCAUGACUGCCCUUACAUCAUCCAGUGCUACGGCGCCAUAGUUACCAACACGGAUGUAUUCAUUGCCAUGGAGCUGAUGGGAACGUGUGCUGAGAAGCUGAAGAAGAGAAUCCAGGGCCCCAUCCCAGAGCGAAUCCUUGGAAAGAUGACAGUGGCAAUAGUGAAGGCGUUGCUGUACCUGAAAGAGAAACACGGUGUCAUCCACCGAGACGUCAAACCCUCCAACAUCCUCCUGGACGACAAAGGUCAGAUCAAACUGUGCGACUUCGGCAUCAGCGGACGCCUCGUUGACUCCAAGGCCAAGACCCGCAGCGCCGGCUGUGCUGCCUACAUGGCGCCUGAGAGAAUAGACCCUCCAGAUCCCACCAAACCUGACUAUGACAUCCGAGCAGACGUGUGGAGCCUUGGCAUCUCUCUGGUGGAGCUGGCCACGGGACAGUUUCCCUACAAGAACUGCAAGACAGACUUUGAGGUUCUGACCAAAGUGCUGCAGGAAGAUCCUCCUCUGCUGCCCCUCGGCAUGGGUUUCUCCCUCGACUUCCAGUCCUUCGUUAAAGACUGCCUCACAAAGGAUCACAGAAAAAGGCCAAAAUACCACACGCUGCUGGAGCAUAAUUUCAUCCGCCGUUACGAGGUGUUGGAGGUGGACGUGGCCGGUUGGUUCCAGACGGUGAUGGAUCGAACCGAGUCGCCUCGCAGCAGCCAGUGUUACAGCCAUCAGCACCAGCUCCACUCCCUCUUCAGUAGGUAGCCUAGCCCAGCCCGGCGUUAGCUUAGCCAGACGCUAGUCUUGCCUAGCUUUAGCUUUGCCAAGCCCAGACAGUCUGUCCUAGUCAAGCCCAGCGUUAGCAGCUAAGCGUAGCGUUAAACCCAGCCUGUCUGGCCAACUGUCCCCCGGAGAACCUGAAGAGCCCAGGGAGGAGGGGGAGAGACAGAGAUGGAGUGAUUGACGGAGACAUGGACUGAUGGAUGGAUGACACAGGUGGUUCUGUUUGUCAAUGUGUUGAAUCUGGACAGGCAGACAUGGGAAGGAGGGGGAGAGAAAUAGGUGCACACUGCAGUUAGCUUCAUUUGUUUACACACUGUUGCGUCUCGUCACACUAUCAUAUCAAGUCACACAUGACGGUGUGUAACAGCCACACACACUCACAUACAAACUGUGUGUCUAAUUUGUAUGUUUCUCUACAUUUCAUCCACUUUUCAUUAGUUUCUCACCAACAUGUCAUUCUCCAGCAUUGAUCCAAGCCGUUGGAGAAGUCAACAGAGUAGUCACUACACACUGGAUUAAAGCAUCUGCUACAUUAGCAAACCUGAAUCUCUAUUGUACAUAAACGUUCUGGAGGGCAAGACGAUGUCCGGUGCAAUUCUGAUUCUUCAGGUGUUUCUAUUAUCACACAUUCUCAGGCUGCAGAAGAGCUAAGAGAAGUGUCCGUGUGUGCGUGCGUGUGCGUGUGCGUGUGCGUGUGCGUGUGCGUGUGUAUGUGUGUGUGUGUGUGUGUGUGUUGCUAUUUUUAACUUCACACUACAGCUGUAAUACAAACCACAAUUAAUUAAUCUGUUAAAUGUGCUUCAUUUGUAAUAUGUAAGGAUAGUAACUGUUAUUAACGUUUGAGUAUCCGUCAUUGUAUUUAGCAGCUGCACAAUUGGAAAAACAUUGAAAAAGACUUUAAAAAAAUAGUGUUGCAUUUUAGUUUUUUAGAAAAUGAGAAUCACUUAGAUAAAAUAAAAGAGAUGUAGGGAUACUAAGAAGAGAAGGGAUACAUUUAAAAGGAGAAGGAGAUUUUUUCUCGAGGUGUAGGAGAGAAAAGCAGAGAAAGUAGAAGUAGGGAGUUGUACUCUCGAUGGCGUUUUGGAAGCUUGAAUAACUGUUACAAGUGUGAGAAACGAGAGAGAGCUUGCUGGUACAAAUGGGAGCAGAGUGUUUUUUCAUCGAGAUGGCCAAGAACAGGAUCUUAUCUUGUACUAAAAAUAUGAGUGGGGUAGAUCUUAUUACCUGUGGAGCAUUUCUUUACUCUCGGUUGGUCUACCUCUCCGUCCACCUGUCUUUCUGCCUCUUCUGUUAGGUGUGAUCUAGUGCUCCACAGUGUUACCGGACCAAAGGCUGUGCGUAGGUUGUUGUUCAUGGAGGCCAAGAGAUUUAGACCUGCUCCUGCAAAAAUUAAGAGAACUCGCAGACAAGUCUUGAUAAAGCAUGUUUUCUUAUGUUUCAAGAACCUAGAGCAGGGGUCUCAAACUACUAGACUAAGGCCCCAUCUGGCCCAUGUUUAGAAGUGAUUCUUGAACUGAUUGACACAAUUCAGUUUGUUGUUUUGUCUUAUCAGUAAAGGUUUUUAGUAUUUAUAGUCUUUAUUAUCAAUGUCUCUCAAUCACUAAUCAUCUAAUUAUUUUCUUAAUCAUUCAGUAAGAAAAAUGUUUCUAAAACCUAAUGCUUUUCAGUUUGCAUUGUCUAAGACAGAGAAUAGCAGCAAUCCGCCUAUUUGAAAUGCUGAAACCUAUAAUUUGUUUGGCAGUUAUGGAAAAACAAUUCAUCAAUUUAUCGAUCAAAAUUGUUGUAGAUUAAUUUUCUCAUCAAUCUAGUAAUUGAUUAAUCAAAUAAUCUUACCUAUCUACCCUAAGAUCAACAGCAGUCAUAUUUAGCCUAACACAAUUGACACCUAAUUCUCCUUUUAAAACCCCAAAAUAAAGGUUGAUUUGGAGCACAGACUAAUUUAUUUCAAGAGACAGUUGACUAUUUUUCGUAUUGGUUUUAAUGAGGCAGUUGUAUCAGUUCUUUGCGCAUACAAUCUGAAGCAGCAUUAGGGUUAGUGUUUAAGCAGUUAACUAGGAGAAAGCAACCUGGCCAAUGGGGCCAAGCUAAUUUGAAUUUGAGACCCCUGAACUAGAGAAUUGUUAAGAUAAAAUCAAGUGAGUCAGGCUUGAUAAACAAGGCAAACCUGAUCUGGUCAGUAUGUUUGAAACUGGGAUGUGUAGAUAUACGUAAUCAGCGCAGGUCUUUAGAGACGGACUGGCUGGAGUCCCUCUGCCCCCCCAUCCCACCUCUUGACAGGGCCACAGCCAACGGCUGCUAGAUGUGCAGACUCAAACCUCCCACACCCGGACACGCACCAAACCAAAUCACUGCUAGACACAGAGAACUGAGAAAUGGCAACGAUAGAGAGAGGAAGCUGUUAAGUGUCGGAGAGUGAGAGAGGGAUCAAGGAAUGUUGUCAAGAUGGCAGAAAAGAUGAGUGAAAAUCAAAUGUCAGGAAAAUGAGAGGAGAAUAUGGAGUGAGGUGAGAAGGAAGACUGGGAGUAUUAAGAAGGUGUGAUUGUAAAUUAAAGAAAAGUCAGAUACAAACUGGAGUUGGAUGACAAGAAGUAAGUGUUCGAAUGAGGAGGAGAGAUUUAACAGGGAAGGAAAACAUCGGCCUGAGUGCUGAGCUCUGAGGCUAGCUGGUUGUUGUAAAAAAAAAAAGCUUUCAUGGUGUUACACCAACUUACCAAUUAUGAUUUUAGCGAGUGAGUUAGUGUGUUGUGUUGAUGAUGUUUACUGUUCUUUUCAAACUGUUAUUUAUUUACAUUGCUACUGCUGCUGCUACUUUUUAUUGCUUUAGACGCUGCUGUCACUUCUUUUCCCCAAAGGUCAAAUACUUAUUUUCUCCUUUUUUUUUUAAGCCAAAUAAGUGAAAUAAUGCAAUGUCCACACGUGUUACCAAAUACAGAGCAAGUCUGAAGAGUGCAAAAGCAAGUGAGUGACUGAUUAGAUGAGAAAGUGCAGGGAGGUUGGCUUCACAAAACGUUCUAACACAAAAUAUAAACACACCUCACCUCAAAUGUAGCUCUAUGUGUUAUAGAAGUAGUCAAUCAUGUAUGUCCUGGCGUCACACUAAACUGUAAAGUGUAGAUAGGAUUAGUGGGAAUGUCUGUCCAGAUGCUUUCGUCACAUCCAUCCUUCACUCCGCCCAUCAAUCCCUCCAUCUGUCCACAGGUUGCCUGCAAACUUGACAACCUUGACGGUUUCCACCAAAGGUGUCCACAACUCAACAAAAAUAUGAUGUGUUGUUAUUGUUAUGACUAUUGUUUAUGACCUUAUAAUUGAUUACCCUCAGCUAUAAUAUAUAUGAAUUCUCUCUAUAGCUAGUGGGAGAGGGUGACAGGGGUGGGGGUGUGGGACGCUGUAGUAUAGCAGUGCCAUGUGUGUGUCAUAUACUGUACAGGGGGAGACUGGUGCACUAACACAAGACGAGCAAGCAUUAAAAGCAGCUUCAUCCUUCUACUCAGUGAAUUGACUCACUUUGGACCUGCAUCAGGAAGUAAAUCCAACCUGGUCUGGCUGUGUCUGGGCUUUACUGUGCCCCUGAACAUGAGCAAUCCUGGAUAACUGGUGUCACACAGCUGUUUAUCACCUGGCUCUGUUAACUCUGGGAUCUCCAAUCCAGCCAUGAGGGUGUUCAUGUGAAUGAGUUCUUAAUCGUAAGUCAAUCAAAUGUUACAUCACCUAACCAAUGAGCGGAGGACUUACUAUGACACAGGUUUACUAACAAUUAGGUUAGUGCAGCAGCAAACAUUGAUGUGAUUCAACUGAAAUAGAAAAUCCUUACAUAACUACAGAAUAAUAAGGUUUAAUAGGAGUGUGUAGGGUAUUUUAAAAGGGAUAUCUCCGACAAAUUAGGAAAUCCGGGCCUGUGCUGCUUUGAUUGUAAUCUUUUUUUUUUCUUUAGGAUUUUUUUUCCCAACUUAAGACGCUUCCACCAGUACCACAGAAGGCAUAAUACUACUGAUGAGUAAACUAAACUUUCUGUGUAAAAAGUGAGGUGUCAAUUUAAGAGUUGUUGUGGAUAAAGUAGGUGAAAGUUAUUUUUCCAGUGUAUCAGUAUUAAUAUGAAGCUAUUAUGCUCUACCAUAAAGCUGUGUAGUGUAGUCAAUUAAAUCUCUUCAACUGCCCCUUUUUAAACUCAUAGUGGAGACAUUGUUGUGU